GUCAAUAAAAGCUCACUAGCAAAUGUGGCUGGAGGAGUGUGACUGAUAACCGCGACAAAAAACGGAAACAAAUAGUUAUUGAUUAGUUUAUUAACUUGGCAUAUUGUUUGGAAUACAAGAGACUUGUAUUUGUGUAUUCAUAUAUUUGUUUAUUUUUUAUUAAACCCACAGCAGUGAAAGUGUCUUCAGUAAUCGCCAGCUAUUAGGGUUUUUUUUUUUUUUUUAGGUUUUUUUUCUUCCGUGUUUGUUUAACGCGUUAUUAUCGCUUUAUUAACAACCCGGUUGCCAUGUCAACAGCGGCGCUGGAUAACAGCCUGUCUCGGAGCAGUAACGUUUCCAAACUGGAGCGACUGAAUUGCCGCGUGGUGAAGCUGCUGACGGUGGCGGUGCAGGAGGUGCUGGAGGCCGUGAGGGAAACGGUGUCCGAGUAUCAAGAGAAAACGGCUCGGACGCAGAGGGAGAACGAGAGACUACGCCUGAAAUUACAGGAUGCCCUGAAGAACCUGGAGAAAGAGCGAGAAGUGUCAAGACUUGCUUCCAUCUCCUUGUCCAUCAACCGCCCAUCCACUGAGACUCAGAUGAUGCCCGAAGCUCAACCUGUCUCUCGUAUGAAACAAGAUUCGGUUGUUAAAGCAGAUGCAGAACCAGAGGCGGUGUGCGACCUGCAAGUUGCACUUACACUACCUGAUAAAAGUACGCCAAGAACCGAGCUGGUCAACACCUCAGAUUUGCACUGCACCAUUAAAGGAACGGAACCUGGCACUUGUGUUUCUGAUGCCUCAUCAUGCGUUGACAUUAAAACCGAACCUGUUGCAUCCGAAUGCUCACAACAAGAACAACAGGUCCCUCAAGUUGUGGUUACCAUGGGUGAGGGUCUGAGAGACCAGACAUCCAGGCAGGACAGCAUCAGUUCGAGUCUGUACAUCCAGUCAAACCUCAGCACGCUCGGGAGGUGUAUAGGGAACAGUUGGAGCACGACGUCUUCCUUGCAAGGACUCGAAAGACAGCAUCACAGUCCGCGAGACGAGGAGCACCACGUGUGUCUGGUUUGCGGGAAGACCUUCAGCCGCGUCGGGAACCUUCGGAUCCAUCAGAGGUGUCACACCGGCGAGAAACCGUAUCGCUGCAUGGUGUGCGGCCGCUGCUUUAGCCAAGCAGGAGACCUGAAGAAGCACAAAAGGGUCCAUACCGGAGAGAAGCCCUACUGCUGCGUCCAGUGCGGCAAGAGCUUCAGCAGGGCCGAGAACCUCAAGCGGCAUCAGAAGAUCCACAUAGGAGACAGAUUACACCGCCAGAAUCUGUGGAAAGAUUCUCAUGGUUUGGCCAUUUGACUUUACAUGGACAACUUUUGGAAUUCAGUAAAGGAGCUGAUAUGAUUGAUGACUACCACUGGUCUGGAGUAGGUGCUAGUACUCAGGUGUGCUACAAGCGCUUUCCACAAAGUCAUCCAUCAAGCAAGCAAUUAAAAAAAAUUGUAAGUGCGGGACAAAAUUGCUGUAGUACAAGAGCAAUAAAACACAUUUGGACAUGCUGUUGUAGAAAAAUAAUCACCUGGGGUGGCAGUGGUAAUGGUGUGUCAUCACACCACCCCAGGGUUGAUUCUCUUCCUCAUGAGAUGCCAUUUUCUGGGAGGUAAAAAGUGGACCUCAGUGCGCAUUUCCAACAAUUUUCAGAAACCUGAAAAGAAUCAAGUAUUGAGUUUUACUGUAUGACAAUAUCCCAGUUUUUCUAAGAAGACUUUUGAAAUUAUGAUUAUUAAUAAUAACAACAUGGUUAAACAUUACAAUCUGCACCUUUAUCACACGUGGUACAGCCACAAAUGGACAACAUGGACGUUUACUUUCUUAUCGAUGCUUGUGUGAAUUUUUUUUCCCUCCUAUUUUAAGAGGAUAAAUUGUAUGAAGACAGCUUAUGGACACCUAGUAGUUAUGAUUAUAGAUUUUUACUGAAUCAUCAGGAGAUUAUUCUAAUGAAAGAGAGUUCCAAAUAAAUAAGUCAGUAUUGCAAAAAGUAAAUAUUCAUCCUAGAUUCAUUUGGUUGUUACAUUUGUGAAGUUUUUGAACUUUUGUAUAUUAGCAUUUUUUUGUUAAACAUCCUAAGAGGCAAAUAUUUUUUUUCAAGAGAACUGAGAAAGCCUUGUGACUAAUUGAAAAAGCAGAAAGCUUUAACUUCUUUUCCUAAUUAAGAGAGGCGAGUUCAUACGAGUUCUCCUUCCAUAAAUCUGAUGAUCUUCCUGUUCAUUUCUCAAUCUUUUUAUAAACACGUAACACAUGCCACUCUGAUCUGUACAAAGUUCACAGUUCAUUUCCUUGAUGACUCUCAUGGUGCUGAUGAGAGAUUAGAUAAAAGCUGAUGCUCCUCUUCCUGGAACAGUAGGCAGAGGUGUUACAUACAGUGACUAUAAAAAGUCUACACACCCCUGUUAGAACUACAGGUUUUGGGGAUUUUAAUUCCUCCUUUAAUGUGAUAUAGCAACCAACGACCUGGUUGCACACCCUUGUUUAGCGGGGCAUGUGACUGUGCUAAGAAUUAAACAAUCACAUUCAAACAUAUGUUCCAAGGUAAUUAUCAUACAGCUGUCAUUAAUGUAGUGAUUCUGAUUAACCUAAAAAUAAAGAUCAGCUUUUUCUGUAGGAUUUUCUCAACACCGUCUUGGUUUCAUCCAAAUGCUGAAGCCAUGGUCCUGCAAAGCCCUUAGGAAGGAUGUAUGGGAUUGUCACUGCUGAAAGGUAUCAAUCAGGUGAGAGAUAACCAUGCCAUGGUCAACGUCACUGAGAUGUAAAUUUCCCCUCAAGAUCUCCCUUUCUGAUAUUUUAACUCUUGAAGUCAGUUAACUCUUGGGUCAGUGGUAGCUCAGUGGUUAAGAUGUCGGACGACUGAUCCCAAGGUCGUGAAUUCAAAUCCUAGCACUGCCAAGCUUCCACUGAUGGGCCCUUGAGCAAGACCUCAUAUAACCCUCAUAUGCUCAGUUGUAUAAAAUUACAUAAAUGUAAGUCGCUCUGAAUAAGGGCGUCUGCCAAAUGCUGUAAAUUUAAUGUAAAUGAAGUUCUCGACCUGUAUCUGAGCCAUUUUGUGAAUUCCGCCGCUGAAGUAUGAUUGGCGGCUUAGAUAAUUGCAUGAAUAAACAGGUAUACAGGUGUUCCUAAUAAUAAAGUGGCUAGUGAAUGUAAUGAAACACACUAGCUUGCAUGUGUAAUAGGCUGCUUCACUUGUCAUGUUACUUGUGAAGUGUGUUAUUUCGCAAUACUUUAUUAUUUAUAAACUGAAGUUAUAUCGUUUAGAAAUUUAAAGUGAGUCUAGCGCU
Ictalurus punctatus (channel catfish) is the source of this 3304-nucleotide messenger RNA. RefSeq names its product zinc finger protein 470. The record is from RefSeq and is a predicted model, not a curated record. NCBI's taxonomy places the organism in Eukaryota, Metazoa, Chordata, Actinopteri, Siluriformes, Ictaluridae. The transcript is spliced from 3 exons. Gene Ontology annotation, cellular component: nucleus. Bases 288 to 1331 code for a protein of 347 amino acids.